Molecule: messenger RNA, 2601 nt
Organism: Polistes dominula (European paper wasp)
Lineage: Eukaryota; Metazoa; Arthropoda; Insecta; Hymenoptera; Vespidae
Product: multicopper oxidase 3
Biological process (GO): iron ion transport
Cellular component (GO): plasma membrane
Molecular function (GO): oxidoreductase activity; copper ion binding
Source: RefSeq, a predicted model, not a curated record
AGUGCCUCAGCGAGUACGAACGAAACGCUUUCGAAGAGAAGCGAAAGAAAGUCCCUCUUCUCGCGUUCAUCCGGGGGGAAAUUUGCUUCUCUAACAUAAGAGAGCAUACAUAAGGCAAAAGUAACUACGACAAGUGUGUGCGCGCGUGCACGCACAAUACCCGGGGACGACAACGACCACCACCAACUAAGAGGAACUGGAAGAUCUUUGAACAAAGAAGUAAACCAACAAUUGUUACUGAAUGUUCAAAUAAAAAGAAGAAAAGAAGAACAACUUCAUUCUUGAAUACUUUGACCAAAACAAGACUUAGAAGAAUUUGAAUUAUGGGUUCCUGUCGAGGAUUAUAUAUGGUGCUAAGCCUGGCGGCUUUUCUAACUUUGCUCGGUCCAACGGCCGCUGUACGCAUCAAACAGGCCACCUCUAAUAGGAAGGACGGUGAGACGUUAGACCAAUCAGCAUCCUCGUCUUUUUGGAGUUCGACUAUCAAAUCACAAAGUAUAUUUCCAACCGACUCAUCGGAUUUCUUUUCAUCCGGAGCUGGAAUAAUUCAAGGAACACCAUCCAGCGUUUUUCGUAGUGGAUUUGGUGGAAUAGAUAAUUUGGGUAGUCGUGGUGCUACCAUAAGACCACCAAGAACAAGACCACUUGAUUAUAGUGAAAGAGCAACCGCUGAAUUACGAAGAAAUCCUUCACUAUCGUCGCCGGACGAGUGUGCUCGUGCUUGUCGCGAAAACGAACCACCAAGGAUAUGUUAUUAUCAUUUCACCCUUGAAUACUAUACAGUACUUGGCGCAGCUUGUCAAAUAUGCACACCAAAUGCAACGAAUGUUGUUUGGAGCGAGUGUCAAUGCGUUCUAGCCGAUGGUGUCGAACGUGGUAUUUUAACAGCCAACCGAAUGAUACCAGGACCAAGUAUACAAGUUUGUCAAGGUGAUAAAGUGGUAGUCGAUGUGGAAAAUCAUAUGGAAGGUAUGGAAGUAACCCUUCAUUGGCAUGGUGUUUUCCAAAAGGGUUCACAAUACUACGACGGUGUACCAUUUGUUACACAAUGUCCCAUACAAGAAGGUAGCACGUUCAGGUAUCAAUGGACAGCUGGCAACGAAGGUACACAUUUCUGGCAUGCACAUACCGGAUUACAAAAAAUGGAUGGACUUUAUGGAAGUAUAGUAGUUCGUCAACCACCCAACAAAGACCCUAACAGUAAUCUCUAUGAUUACGAUUUGACUACUCACGUACUUUUGAUGAGUGAUUGGUUCCACGAAUAUGCUGCUGAACGAUUCCCAGGACGUUUAGCUGUUAAUACUGGUCAAGCACCUGAAAGUGUUCUUAUCAAUGGAAAAGGACAAUUUCGAGAUCCAAAUACUGGUUUCAUGACUAAUACACCUCUAGAAGUUUUUACAAUAACACCUGGACGUCGUUAUCGUUUUCGACUAAUCAAUUCAUUUGGAUCCGUUUGUCCGGCACAAAUUACUUUCGAAGGUCACGCUUUAUCCGUCAUCUCAACUGACGGUGAAUCUGUACAUCCCGUAACCGUGAACACCAUCAUUUCAUUUUCUGGUGAACGUUACGAUUUUGUGAUAAACGCUGACCAACCAGUAGGAGCAUAUUGGAUCCAAGUACGUGCUUUGGGUGAAUGUGGUAUUCCACGUGCCCAACAACUGGCAAUAUUGCGUUAUGCGCGUGGCCCUUAUCAACCAACUUCUACUCCACCCACGUACGAUUAUGGUCUUCCACAGGGUGUCGUAUUGAAUCCACUCGAUGCCAUUUGCAAUCGUCCCAGGGAAGAUGCCAUUUGUGUUAGCCAAUUGAAAAAUGCACGUCACGUAGACGAAGGUAUUUUGCAACAACGACCAGACGUCAAAAUAUUCUUGCCAUUCCGUUUUCUAUUCUACAGACCGGAAGAAGUCUUCCAACCACAAACCUACAAUCGUUUCUUAGUUGCACCGACUGGAGAUCACGUGAUUUCACUCGUAGACGAGAUAUCAUUUACGUUUCCACCUGCACCGUUGCUUUCGCAAAUCGACGAUAUACCACCUGAACAAUUUUGCAAUGGUGAUAACAGACCUGCUGAUUGUGGUGCUAAUUGUAUGUGCACGCAUCAAGUUGAUAUACCCCAUAACGCGGUUGUUGAAGUUGUACUCGUAGACGAGGUACAACAACCAAAUUUGUCGCAUCCAUUCCAUUUGCACGGAUAUGCGUUUAACGUGAUAGGUAUUGGUCGUUCACCUGAUAAAAAUGUAAAGAAAAUUAAUUUAAAACACGCAUUGGAUCUCGACAAGAGAGGAUUACUUCACAGACAAUUUAAUUUACCACCUGCCAAGGAUACAAUUGCUGUGCCAAACAACGGUUACGUUAUUUUCAGAUUCCGUGCUGAUAAUCCAGGAUAUUGGCUGUUCCAUUGUCAUUUCCUCUUCCACAUAUUGAUCGGUAUGAAUUUAAUUUUACACGUUGGUACGCACGCGGAUUUACCACCUGUACCACCGAAUUUCCCAGUUUGCGGUAAUCAUUUGCCACCUAUAACACCGCCGUUACCAUUAGAUAGCAUAUAUCAUUGAUCAUAUUCGGCUAGAAAGAAAUAAAUAUAUUUAAAAAAAAAAAAAA